UUCUUUUCCAAACUAUUACGAGGAGCGAGAGAAAAAUGUCACUAUGGUGGAUGUGGCGCACGCAUUCAGCGAAGAUAUCAAUGCACCACAGCAGCCGCACCAAAGUGGUGGAGACGCCGAUGUCACCGCUGACAUUCAGCUAGAAGAUGUGAAGCCCGGUCCUGAAACAAGGCCGAGCAAAAAUGUACCACGCAAAACAAAUAAGCGGUCACUGUGGUCAUACCUUCAUGGGGAGGUCCGACGGGGCUACCAGCUGGAAGAGCAGCGUUACGAGAAGCGCCGAGAGAAGUUCUACGCCUUCUUCCGAAUCCCUCGAGCACUGGAGAUCUUUGUGGGCUAUGGGUUUCUACAGUGUGCAGAUGCUUUCUUGUCAGUGCUGACGCUACUGCCCGUGCGCUUCACGCUGGCCGUGGGCCUGUUCGGAGCGCGGCUGGUGGGCCGGCGACGACUGCAGCCAGCCGAGUCAUGUGACCUGCUCAAGGGUCUUGUACUUCUGGGCACAUGGCUGCUGGUGUCCCAGGUGGACAUGUCCAUGCUGUACCACAUCGUCAAGAGCCAGUCCGUCAUCAAGCUGUACAUCUUCUUCAACAUGCUCGAGGUGGCAGACAAGCUGUUCUCAUCCUUUGGUCAGGACAUUCUGGACGCCCUGCUGUGGACGGCAGCAGAACCAGAGCAGCCACGGGCACGCCGCCGCUUGGUGCUGUUGGCACAAUUGGCCGUGGCCCUGGCCUAUGUUUUGCUUCACUGUGUGCUGGUGAUGCUUCAGGCAACAACUCUGAGUGUCGCAAUUAAUUCGCAAAACAAGGCCCUACUGACCAUCAUGAUGUCAAACAAUUUUGUGGAGCUCAAAGGCAUGGUAUUCAAGAAGUUCGCCAAGAACAACCUGUUCCAGAUGGCUUGCAGUGAUGUCCGCGAGCGGUUCCACUACGUGGUGCUCCUGUUGAUGGUGAUUGUGCAGACAAUGCGGGAGUACAGCUGGCGACAGGAGCAGCUCCUGAACCUGCUGGGAGACUGCGUGAAAGUGCUGGCUGCUGAAGUUCUGGUCGAUUGGGUCAAGCAUGCCUUUGUCACGCGCUUCAAUGCGAUAUCCUGGCAGGUCUACCAAGAGUAUCUGGCCAGCCUGGCUUAUGACCUGGCCAGUAGCAAACUACACACGGCACCCUCGGACCACGGGGAUCUGGUGUCGCGCCGGCUCGGCUUCACACCUUUGCCUUUGGCAGCCCUGGUGUUGCGAGUGAUGGCGUGUCCCCCUAGCUCAUUGAGACUAGCCAUUCUCGCAUAUCUGUGUCUGUGCAGCAUGAAGGUGCUGCUGAACCUGGUGAUCCUAGGCCUCGCCUGCUGCAUUGUCAAGAAGCACAGGCAGACUUUGCAAGAAGACUCCCCGGUGAAACAGCCACGAAGGCCCCAGUCUUCAGAAUAAACAUCCAUCAUCACACAUUGAGCGCGGCAUUUUUAUGUCAUCAUGCAGUGCCGAGGCAAUUUCAAGUUGGUCGAUGAGUACCCAUUAAAGAGAGUAUUGUUACACCUUCUGAA
Molecule: messenger RNA, 1533 nt
Organism: Rhipicephalus sanguineus (brown dog tick)
Lineage: Eukaryota; Metazoa; Arthropoda; Arachnida; Ixodida; Ixodidae
Product: protein TAPT1 homolog
Exons: 9
Coding region: 44-1420 (458 amino acids)
Biological process (GO): maintenance of protein localization in endoplasmic reticulum; positive regulation of cilium assembly
Cellular component (GO): ciliary basal body; endoplasmic reticulum membrane
Source: RefSeq, a predicted model, not a curated record